GGGAUUAAUUAUCAAACACGGAAAAAAAAACAAACUGACUAGCGCGGUUGCUAGCCGUUGGCGUACUCGUUCUCUAUCGCGAGAUUUCAGUUGCAUCGUCAUAAACUGUAACUUUGAUUUUUUUUUAUUAUUAUUUUUUCCCAGAGUUACAUUUCUCACGUUUUAUUUAUGUCAAAUAAAGUGUUUUUUCUAAUUUAAAAUGCUUUAGGCGAACGAAGGGAAAAAAUAGGAAAAUAUUGAGCAGAUUUUAUUUUGAAAUGUAGCCAACCAGGAAGUAAGUUCCCGUUUGAAGAAAACAAGUGACUGAUCUAUGACAGCUUCCAGGUACUGAGAUAUCAUGGGUGUACAGGGGUUGACUACCUAUGUGGAGUCGAACAGAAACUUCCUGCAAGAUGUGAGGUUCAGGGACAGUCGGCUUGUUAUUGACGGCUGCAGUUUAUUUUUCCGCCUCUACUUUAACCACCAGUUGGAUCAGCAGCACGGAGGGGACUACGAUGAGUUUGCUUGCCUUCUCAACCAGUUCCUCUCCGCUUUGCAAGCCUGUAACAUCCAGCCCUAUGUGGUACUGGAUGGAGGGAUGGACCCAAGUGACAAGAAGUUUGCUACUCUCCGUCAGCGUCUGCAGUCCAAAAUAAAGGAAGCAGACAGCCUCUCUCAUGGCCGCCGUGGCUCUGUCCUUCCAAUCCUGGUAGGAAAAGUCUUCAUUCAGGUCCUGACUCAGAGAGGAAUCCCGCUGAUACAGUGUCCGGCCGAGGCAGACUGGGAGAUUGCCUGUUUGGCAAGACAGUGGAACUGCCCCGUGCUGACAAACGACAGCGACUUUUACAUCUUUGACCUUCCAGCUGGAUAUCUGCCGCUGCAUUUUUUCCAGUGGACCAAUCUUAAUGGAAAGGCGUCCCAGCGCUACGUCCCAUGUCGAUGUUACACCACUAACAAUCUGUGUCGCUGGUUUGGGGGCCUGAAUCGCGAGUUGCUGCCAUUAUGUGCGGUUCUAACUGGCAAUGACUACGGUUCUCCAAAAGAGGCCGAUACCCUCCUUGCUCUUAUAGAUGCGAGUUCAUUCCAAAGAGGUGGUGGAAGAGGUAGAGGCAGAGCGCCCUCUUCUCGUAUCGAGGGCCUCCUUAAUUGGCUCUCCUCUUUUCCAAGUGUGAGUGAGGCGUUGGAUGAGGUUAACCGGCUGAUGGAUGGAACGGUUGGAGCAGGCCAGAGAGGGCAGAAGAGUGAGCUCAGCUCCCAGCUAUGGGCUGCCAUGCAGGAGUACAACAUCAAGGCUCAAAGCUCGCUUGCUACCUGGUUCUCUCGGGGGACAUUAGACCCAAGAGGGAAGAUAUCAGGUCGGGCCCAGUUACCAGAGUGUUUGUCUCUGGCUGCAGCACAGGGUCAGCUGUUUCCUUUAGCUCUGGAUGCCUUUGUCAUGCAGAGGGUCCUUCUCAUCCCGCAGGUGGAGAAUAGUAAACUAGCUAGCAGUCACUGUAGCUCUAGAGCAAUACGACAGGCUCUUUAUGGGAUUUUACUACACAAAGUUCAAAACACUGUGAGUCAGGCCCAAGGUGGCAGUGCACAACUUGCAAAGGUGAUACCAGUCCAGAUGCAGGGAAUGAGAGGUGGAAGAGGACGGGGUGGAGCAGGCAGGGGUCAGCAGGGGAUGAAUCAUGCAACAAGCAUGGAGCAUCCAGCUGGGGUGCAAACACACGGCUUCAGUUCUUCAAUCUUCGUGGAAGAGUAUGACCGUUUGGACCUAAACAUAAAGAAAAAUCAAGUGGAGGCAAUUAUUCCCAUGAACCACAUACAUCUGGAUAGGCUCAAUCAGGCCUCCGCAGCUGAACGACUAGGUGUCCUUUUAGGGGUCUUAGGGGUGAAGCAGUCAGCCCUGGCUCCAGUUCCUCCCCAUCUGCAGCUUGCUGUUGCAGUAACUGGAUUUUGGUUGCGUGAGGCCAUACCGACUCCUUCACAGCUCCUGCUGCAGGCUUUGGUGCUAGGCAUGAUUUAUGGAGAGCUGGCAUUCAACAUUCAGUCUGGAGCAUCCCACAGAAGACCUGCUGCCCCACAGUUUAACUGGGCAGCAGAACAAGGGAUUCUGUCAGCACUAGAUGGGCAACGAGUCAGACCGGAUGAGAGGAGAGGAGUAGACCUCAGAGCGGCUCACUGCUACAGCCAAUGGCAAUCCUGCCUCUGGAGUGCACUGUGUCUAAAUCAGCUGCUGCUGAUGCCGCUUCCUGAGCCCAAUAUAUCAUGGUUGUUCAGUGGUACCCUGGUACAUGGCGUCCUUAGGUGCCUGAAAGGAGGCUGGUCUGUUGAGUCCCUGUUGCCUGUUGGAUCUUUAUCUGGACAACUCUGCUUCUGUCUGCUGGAUGCUGUGAAGGACUGCAGCUUCAAAGCAAACCCCCCCUGCACGAAAUCAGGGAAGAAGAGAGGAAGAGGUCGAGGAAGAAGAGGAAGGGGUGGAAGAGGACAAUCUCAGGGUGGAGGGGGAGUUUCAGAGGAGAUUAACAACAGGUUUGCUCUCCUUAUGAGUGAGGAGGAGUAUGACGACUGACAGAGAAGCAAAGAUAUGAUCUUUCAAAUACAAGCAAAGACCAAAUGUAUUGAUUGUGCUGAAAGUGCUCUAAGGUGAUUCUUUUUAGGACAUUUUUAAUCUUUACUGGCAUGCUUUGCACUAAUUUAACCUCUAUAAAUGAUAUGUAGGUAAAUGUUUUAAAGCCGUCAUCUAAACCUUUGGGUUAAAACAUAUCUCCUUCGCUUUUUUCAAACCACAUCCUUCAUUUUAUAAUAUUUAAAAAGCAGGAACUUUAAUCUUUUUUAUUCAGUCACAUUGGCUGAAGGGAGGACUAAACUGAAUGUAUGUUUUUGGUAAAUGGGUAAAAAGAUCAAUAUCCAGAGGUAUAAGUAGAGAUGGAAUAAACAGCUGCCUCUUUAAUCUUUAUUCUAAAGACUCAUAACAAGAGAAAAAAAAUAGCUGUGUGUUCUUUGAUACAAUAGUUUUGAAUC
Cyprinodon variegatus (sheepshead minnow) is the source of this 2988-nucleotide messenger RNA. Its product is annotated as protein asteroid homolog 1-like. The record is from RefSeq and is a predicted model, not a curated record. The transcript has 7 exons. Gene Ontology annotation, molecular function: nuclease activity. The coding region runs from base 338 to 2536 and encodes 732 amino acids. Lineage: Eukaryota; Metazoa; Chordata; Actinopteri; Cyprinodontiformes; Cyprinodontidae.